AGUAAUAAUAAACCGCCCGCGAACUUGCUCGGUUGUUACUGGCGCCGCAGCUUCACACGACUAACGUCCAUCGCGUAAUAAAACAUGUCAGCGGUGGGGUUAGCUCUGUCGCGCCAACUCCGAUCUCAUUUUUCGGGAUUUAAAACAAUUUGCAAAGACAUACGAUGUCUGACCACUCCAGCAACGACAGUACAAUCCCCCCAGGAAUCUCCCGUGAAUAAUCCCCAGAGCCCCAAAAUUCCUGAGAAUGUAACACUCCGGAGUCAGGAGUCAGUGGUCCCCUCACAAUAUAGAUUCGUCUAUCCCGAGUUCCUCCCUGAUCCUACUCCAGGAUUCCGAAACAAUCUCCGGGAGAAACUCGAAAGGAUGGACAUGAUGGCAAGGAGAACUGUCCUUGACAUCCCUGAAUUUUAUGUUGGUUCGAUAUUGGCUGUUGAAUACUCAGAGCCUCAUGCACCAGGAAAAUGUAACAAAUUCGUGGGGAUUUGUAUCGAUAGAAAAGGCUGUGGUUUGAGGGCCAAUUUCAUCCUGAGAAAUGUUAUUGACCAUCAGGGGGUUGAGGUGAAAUUCGAUUUGUAUGAUCCUGUCAUUCAGAAAAUCGAUUGUUUGAGACUCGAAAAGAGACUGGAUGACGAAUUAUACUACCUCCGUGAUGCUCCCCUGGAGUACAGUACAUUCCCAGUGGACAUGGAGAUGGAACUCUUGCCAGAAGGUAGUGCAGUCCCCGUCAACACCCUCCAAGUACCCCUAAAGCCUAGGCCAUGGCUGAAGAGGUGGGAGAUAUAUCCAAUGAAGGGAAUUGUGCAGAGUACCAUCAUUACUACUCCGAAGAAGUGGCUGCGAGCUGAAAAGUUGAAGAAACCUUGGGAAAAAUACGACAUCAUGAAGACAUACAGAUCCACCAUCCCAGAGGAAGAUCAACAAGCCAUUUAUUCUGAAGUCUAUACCAAAUUACAUGCAUUAGAAAUUUCCAGGAAGAAGAUGAAACGUAAGCGUGGAUUUAUGCGGCCAACGAAGGACCAAUAAGCCUUAUAAAAUAUACUACUGAUUGAAUUCUUGUUUAUAAAAAAAAAAUCUAUAGACCAAAGGGGCAAUAAAUCGCUUCAAUUCUGUAA
This is a messenger RNA of Diachasmimorpha longicaudata, 1115 nucleotides long. RefSeq names its product large ribosomal subunit protein bL19m (gene mRpL19). Gene Ontology annotation, cellular component: mitochondrial large ribosomal subunit; ribosome. Bases 85 to 1026 code for a protein of 313 amino acids. Gene Ontology annotation, biological process: translation. Lineage: Eukaryota; Metazoa; Arthropoda; Insecta; Hymenoptera; Braconidae. The transcript has 4 exons. The record is from RefSeq and is a predicted model, not a curated record. Gene Ontology annotation, molecular function: structural constituent of ribosome.